Ixodes scapularis (black-legged tick) is the source of this 906-nucleotide messenger RNA. RefSeq lists its product as uncharacterized. The transcript is spliced from 9 exons. Gene Ontology annotation, molecular function: metalloendopeptidase activity. The coding region runs from base 1 to 906 and encodes 301 amino acids. Gene Ontology annotation, biological process: proteolysis. NCBI's taxonomy places the organism in Eukaryota, Metazoa, Arthropoda, Arachnida, Ixodida, Ixodidae. The record is from RefSeq and is a predicted model, not a curated record.
AUGGUUCUGCUGAAAGUAUUCCUCGUGCUUUGCUUCGUGGUGUAUGCUACGUCGCUGAAUGGACGUCCCGAUGUAGACUCAAAAAGCCCGGAUGGAAGAGAAGUUACGGCGCGUGACUCAGGUACACUUUCUGCUGGAGGUUCAGCCUAUCUGGAACUUUACAUAUAUUACAGUAGACACAUAAAAAAACGUCUUGGUGAUAAAAAAGAGGUGUUGGAAUAUUUGAAACAGUUUUUAAAAAAGAUAAACAAAAUACUGAACACUGCGAAACCAACACUAACUGUGCAGUUCAGUCUUCUGGGAGCCAGUCAAUGGAAUGAAGAUCACAGAGCUCUUACUGAAGACAGAAAAGCCCUAGAUGCCGAACUUUUGAUUGCUGUACUUGAGGUGUCCGGCGAGAGGCUUGCGAAGCGUCUGGAGAAGAAAAAGCACAGACAUAUUGAUGCUGUGUUGUUUCUCACCACGUCACACAUUAGAAAUGUAUCCAUGAGUGAGCUCGAAAUUACUAUCAAGAACAAUGACGUCACCAGCAAAGGGCGCGACAUUCUGACCGGCAUUGUAGGACGAAUCGGAGGUAUUUGUCUGACAGAACAUUUUGUCGCAGCCGUGACGGAUGACGGUAAAUUCCGUGGUGUUAAAAGGGCUGCGCGCCAGCUGUCACAUCUUAUGGGCGCCGUGGAAGACGGUCAAGGCCCUCCUGGUAGGGAAUAUGUUCGAGGAAGUGAUGGGUCCAUCGAGUGCAAGUACGAUGACGGCUAUCUUAUGGGGAAGCCGAAUGGGAAGAACGACGAAAAGCUCUCGAGGUGCACUGCGCAUGGGUUCAUAAAGGGUAUAAGGCAACAUGGAGACGGAUGUUACGACAGCACCCCACGCAACGAAUUGUUGGACAACGAAAUCCUGGAAUAA